AUGAUGGGGCAAGAGAAGGGAGCGUCGACGUUCGCUACGAACAGCAUCCCCGGGUCCUCAGCAUCCACCGCCAAACUCGAGGAAAAUGAGCGGAAGUUCAUGCCUCUCGAUGUCGAGGAAUAUUUCCAAGGACCAAUGGGAUAUCACCACUCGAAAUGGCCAGCUUUCAUGCGUCUCCGUGGCAGCGUGCUCCCUAAGAUGAUCAUCCCGCUCAGCUUUCUGGCGGCAUGGGCGACAAUGAUCACCUGCAUCGACAAAUUCGUAACACCUUUUGGCAUCGAGUCUUUGCUGUUGACCGUGACCGGCUUCGUGGUCGGUCUGUCGCUGUCCUUCCGGUCCUCGACGGCAUAUGAGCGAUACAUGGACGGACGAAAGUACUGGGCGCAGCUCCUCUUCACAUCCCGCAACCUCGCCAGGCUGAUUUGGAUACACGUGCAGGAGCGGCAUGGAGAGUCGGAAGAGCUGGGCAAAGCGGAUGUUCUGGGCAAGCUGGCAGCGCUCAACUUGAUAAACGCUUUUGCCGUGGCGCUCAAGCAUCGAUUGAGGUUCGAGCCGAGUAUAGAAUACCCGGAUCUUGCGCCUCUGCUUUGCAACGUCAAGACAAUGGCCGGAGAUGCCGAUCAGGCUGCUCUACGCGAACGCAAAGUGUCGUCUUGGAAGUCUGCUGGGCAGCAUCUUGGGCACUCCUUUGCUGAAAGCAAUCCAAGGAAGCUCGUCAAGCGCGCGAAGGAGAAUCUCGGGAAUACACCGUUGGAGAUCUUGACUUACUUGGCCGCCUACUUUGAGAACCUCUACACGGACAAGAACGUGACAAUCGGCACUCACCAAGUUCAGGCGACUGGACUUCUGGCCUCUUUGACGGACGUCCUCAGCGGUUGUGAGCGUGUCGUCAACACGCCUCUGCCAGUCGCUUACUCGAUCUCCAUUUCGCAAAUCACCUGGGCAUAUGUCCUCACCCUGCCGUUCCAAUUGGUAAAGUACCUGCAUUGGGUCACAAUCCCGGGUACGAUGCUGGCGGGCUACAUCAUCCUCGGUAUAGCACAGAUUGGUCGCGAGCUGGAGAAUCCAUUCGGACUCGAUGUCAACGACUUGCCACUCGACGCCUACUGCCAGGAGCUCGCGAACGAAAUCGACACGCUGACGAGCCAGCCGCCUCCGUUGGACAAUGCGCAGUGGAUGCGUGACGGUGGUGCGAAGGUGCUGUGGCCGUUUAGCGGGAUGGAGUACAAGGAGUGGGAAAGCAGGAGUUUGGAGGACAUCAGGGCUGCGCUGAAGCUGAAGUCUGGUAGUAGGGACGUGAAGAUUAAGCGGGCUGGGACGAUGUUGGCUAGUCAUGAUCUGACGAACGAGUCGUAG
Molecule: messenger RNA, 1356 nt
Organism: Saxophila tyrrhenica
Lineage: Eukaryota; Fungi; Ascomycota; Dothideomycetes; Mycosphaerellales; Extremaceae
Exons: 2
Coding region: 1-1356 (451 amino acids)
Molecular function (GO): chloride channel activity
Source: RefSeq, a predicted model, not a curated record